AUGCUUUGUCGAAGUUUUAUUAGGAAAAUCAGUGGGAGAUCCAUUCCUAUCAAAGAUAUACUGAGAACAACAGAUUUCUCAGAGAAGUCUCCUGUAACUCUUAAUGGUUGGGUUGUGAAGUCUCACAAGACGGGACAGUUUAGUUUUCUACAUCUGAAUGAUGGCUUAUCAUCUGAAGUCGUUCAAGUUGUAGUUCCCAAGAAUGUUUGCUCUUCAGUUUCUAUGGGAUCUGCAAUAGAAGUAACUGGGUUAUGGACAAAAAGCUCAGGGAAUCUUCAGGAGGCAGAACUAUCUGCGAGUUCUUGCGUCGUUUUGAGUAAUGAUAAAGAUCCUAGGUAUGCCACCCUUUCCCCUGAUAAUCUCAGAAAGAAAAUACAUCUGCGUCCGAAGUCUUCAGAGUUUGCUGCUUUGCUGAGACUCAGAUCUCGAUUGUUCAUGGAGACACACAAAUUUUUCAUGGACAAGAACUUCUACCAUAUCGACACUCCAAUAUUCACAGCGAACGAUUGCGAAGGAGCUGGAGAAACCUUCACUGUGUCGGCAGGAACAAGAGAAUCAUCGUUUUUUGGAAAAGAUGAUGUCUUCUUGAGUGUUAGUGGACAGCUUCAUUUGGAGGCGAUGUGCAAUGGUAUCAGUAGAGUUUAUUCAUUAAACGCCGGUCUUCGGGCCGAAAAGCAACAGAGUAGUGCUCAUCUUUCUGAGUUUCGUAUGCUUGAAGUAGAACAAGCCUUCUGUGAUAGUUUAGAAGAAAUUUGUGAUUUAGUAGAAGGAUAUAUUAAACACUCUGCUCAAACUAUGGUAACGAACCCUGCGUUCAAAGUAGAUAGAGACGCGAUAUCUUCCUUCUCUUCAGAAGAUACUGUAGCUUUAGUCAAAAGUUUAUUAGGAGAUGGCAAUUAUCCUAGGAUCACUUAUAAAGAAGCUGUUGAUCUCUUGAUCAAGAACAAAAAACCUGUCGAUGGUAAUGGCUUGAGCAAGAAAAACGAGCUUUACUUGGUGGAAUACUUCAGAAGCCCUGUAUUUAUAACUCAUUUCCCAACCAAUCAGAAACCAUUUUAUAUGAAACGAUCUGCUGAUGGGUUGACAACGGAGUCCUUCGAUCUUCUGUGUCCCUUAGUGGGAGAAGUGGCAGGCGGUUCUGUACGUGAAAGCUCUCCUGAAGAACUGAAACUACGAGGAGUUGAUAUAUCUUGGUAUACGGAGCUCCGUCACAGAGGUAAACCUAUUUCUAGUGGUUUUGGAGUAGGCUUCGAUAGACUUCUGCAGGUAGUUUUGGGAGUUCCAAACAUAAAGGAUACAAUUGCUUUUCCGAGAUGGUUCAAACAUUGUCAGUGUUGA
Molecule: messenger RNA, 1338 nt
Organism: Auanema sp. JU1783
Lineage: Eukaryota; Metazoa; Nematoda; Chromadorea; Rhabditida; Rhabditidae
Source: the annotation of a GenBank genome assembly